Molecule: messenger RNA, 1630 nt
Organism: Cucumis sativus (cucumber)
Lineage: Eukaryota; Viridiplantae; Streptophyta; Magnoliopsida; Cucurbitales; Cucurbitaceae
Product: F-box protein CPR1-like
Exons: 2
Coding region: 242-1429 (395 amino acids)
Molecular function (GO): protein binding
Source: RefSeq, a predicted model, not a curated record
GAUUUUUUGAAAUGAAACGUUUUAAUUGGUCAUUUCCCUUUGUCACCCGAUAUGGCAACCCAACUCAGAAACCAAAUAUGGAAAAAGGAAAAACCCUAAAGACAUCUAUCAUCUUCUCCAUUUCCUCCCUCAGGUUCUUGUUUGAAACAACGGUAGAUUGAUCUCCAAUCUCCACCGCACUCCAUUCUUUGCAAGCCUCACCAUUCUUCACGUUAGUAUUUUCAUCGUAAACAUAACAAUAAUGGUGGUCUCUGAUGUUGUGAUUCAAAUUCUAUCCAAGCUUCCACCACAAUCUCUUCUCCGAUUCAAGUCUGUUUGCAAAUCCUGGUAUCAUCUUAUCAACCAUCCUAAAUUUGUAAGAAAACAUCUCUUAGAUUCUUUUCCCCAUAAACAUGUCCUCAUCAAACGUGCCCUCACCAACCACUCUGGCAAACAAGAACUUGUGUUCUCCAUCCUCAAAUUCUCUCUCAAUGGAUCUGUGUCUAUUAUGGACAUCAAUUUGACAUUCCAAGAGAUCGAUCCACUUUUAGAACUUUGUGGCCAUUCUCACGGCUUAGUUUGUCUUUCCGAUUGUGACGAAGUGUUUCUUGUUAAUCCUAUGACCAGACAGUUUCAUAAACUUCCGCCAUCGAUUCUUAUCUUUCGUGGUUGCCAUCAUGACGAUCCUGAUCAUUACUCUGCAAUACCAUUUACUAUCGGAUUCGGGUAUGAUGCAAAAUCUAGCGAUUUCAAAGUUGUUAGAAUUGUGAGUUGUCGAGGACAAUCAGAAGCCAGGAUGAGAGUGGAAAUUUAUGAUUUGAGCAGAGAUAAAUGGAGAGAAAUUGGAGCUCCUGAGAUUUGUGGCAGUGCUGCAUGCACAUGUACAUUUGAUAUGUAUCACGAAGGAAUAUUUUAUUGGUGGGGAUACGGUGAACCAAGGAUUUCGGAAAGGGACCAUAUUAUAACAUUUGACAUGAGUGAAGAGAUUUUUGGUAAAGUUUCAUUACCGGAGAGCUAUGAUGACAAAAAGCAUAAAAUAGUAUUAAGGGUUUUGAAUAAAUCCAUAGUUCUUUUUGUUUAUCCAUAUAAAAGUAAUGAGACAAAUAUUGGAAUCUUUGAGACAAUUGUUGGAACCGAUGAGACAAAUAUUGACAUUUGGGAGAUGGAGAAGGAUGAAUUUGGCGUUGUUUCGUGGUCGAAGCUAUUGACGAUUGACCCUCCUUUUGGAGUUGAGCAUCCAUUGUUGUUUGUAAGCUGUGAAGAAAUGUUAAUGGAGUCCAGUGAAGGACAUGUGAUUAUGUAUAAUAAUAAAACUCAGCAGUUCAAAAAGCUUCCAAUAGAAGGAGAUGUAACUUAUGUAAAACCUCACAGAUUUGAAGCUCACGAUCUUUUCAUUAAGAGUUUGGUAUCAGUGGAAGGAGGAAAAGAUAUAAUCAAUUAUGAUUUUUAGUAUUUUCGAGUUUUACUAUUGUAAGUCAUAUUGUUUGAUGUAUGUUGUUUGAUUGAUAUGGGUUUUAGUAUUUUCCAAACUAUUUUAAUUAAUGUUUAGAUGGAGUAAAUGACGUUUGUUGCUUAGCUUUCACACAAUAAACUUGUAUUGCUUUUGGGGUGGAAUGUUUGUUUUUAAGAAAUUCAAAACUUAUUUAUAAAA